This is a messenger RNA of Homo sapiens (human), 6956 nucleotides long. It is a transcript of the gene ACP6, whose product is annotated as acid phosphatase 6, lysophosphatidic. The coding region runs from base 477 to 1763 and encodes 428 amino acids. Lineage: Eukaryota; Metazoa; Chordata; Mammalia; Primates; Hominidae. The transcript has 10 exons. Gene Ontology annotation, molecular function: lysophosphatidic acid phosphatase activity. Gene Ontology annotation, cellular component: mitochondrion. The record is from RefSeq and is marked reviewed.
CACUUGGGACGGGUCCCUGAGUAGGUGAGGAGGUGGGUAGGAGCUUGCUUAUAGAAAAGUGGAAUCGAGUAGUCCUUGCUGGUGGAGCCGCUGCCGCCAGGGAACUCAGGGCCGGCUCCUGUUCCUUCAAGAGUGCUGGAGGCCAAACUUGAAAUACAAGUUUAAUGUUCCUCGUCGGGCAAAAGAUAAGGAUCCGAUCUCCCCCGGCCCGGUGUGCAGCAGGAGCGACCAACCCCGACCCGGGUUAAAACUCCCAGGGACUCUUCGCUGCUGCCACCUCUUGUUCUCUCCCCCGUUCCCACUCGGGGUCUCCCUCAGGGCCGGGAGGCACAGCGGUCCCUGCUUGCUGAAGGGCUGGAUGUACGCAUCCGCAGGUUCCCGCGGACUUGGGGGCGCCCGCUGAGCCCCGGCGCCCGCAGAAGACUUGUGUUUGCCUCCUGCAGCCUCAACCCGGAGGGCAGCGAGGGCCUACCACCAUGAUCACUGGUGUGUUCAGCAUGCGCUUGUGGACCCCAGUGGGCGUCCUGACCUCGCUGGCGUACUGCCUGCACCAGCGGCGGGUGGCCCUGGCCGAGCUGCAGGAGGCCGAUGGCCAGUGUCCGGUCGACCGCAGCCUGCUGAAGUUGAAAAUGGUGCAGGUCGUGUUUCGACACGGGGCUCGGAGUCCUCUCAAGCCGCUCCCGCUGGAGGAGCAGGUAGAGUGGAACCCCCAGCUAUUAGAGGUCCCACCCCAAACUCAGUUUGAUUACACAGUCACCAAUCUAGCUGGUGGUCCGAAACCAUAUUCUCCUUACGACUCUCAAUACCAUGAGACCACCCUGAAGGGGGGCAUGUUUGCUGGGCAGCUGACCAAGGUGGGCAUGCAGCAAAUGUUUGCCUUGGGAGAGAGACUGAGGAAGAACUAUGUGGAAGACAUUCCCUUUCUUUCACCAACCUUCAACCCACAGGAGGUCUUUAUUCGUUCCACUAACAUUUUUCGGAAUCUGGAGUCCACCCGUUGUUUGCUGGCUGGGCUUUUCCAGUGUCAGAAAGAAGGACCCAUCAUCAUCCACACUGAUGAAGCAGAUUCAGAAGUCUUGUAUCCCAACUACCAAAGCUGCUGGAGCCUGAGGCAGAGAACCAGAGGCCGGAGGCAGACUGCCUCUUUACAGCCAGGAAUCUCAGAGGAUUUGAAAAAGGUGAAGGACAGGAUGGGCAUUGACAGUAGUGAUAAAGUGGACUUCUUCAUCCUCCUGGACAACGUGGCUGCCGAGCAGGCACACAACCUCCCAAGCUGCCCCAUGCUGAAGAGAUUUGCAAGGAUGAUCGAACAGAGAGCUGUGGACACAUCCUUGUACAUACUGCCCAAGGAAGACAGGGAAAGUCUUCAGAUGGCAGUAGGCCCAUUCCUCCACAUCCUAGAGAGCAACCUGCUGAAAGCCAUGGACUCUGCCACUGCCCCCGACAAGAUCAGAAAGCUGUAUCUCUAUGCGGCUCAUGAUGUGACCUUCAUACCGCUCUUAAUGACCCUGGGGAUUUUUGACCACAAAUGGCCACCGUUUGCUGUUGACCUGACCAUGGAACUUUACCAGCACCUGGAAUCUAAGGAGUGGUUUGUGCAGCUCUAUUACCACGGGAAGGAGCAGGUGCCGAGAGGUUGCCCUGAUGGGCUCUGCCCGCUGGACAUGUUCUUGAAUGCCAUGUCAGUUUAUACCUUAAGCCCAGAAAAAUACCACGCACUCUGCUCUCAAACUCAGGUGAUGGAAGUUGGAAAUGAAGAGUAACUGAUUUAUAAAAGCAGGAUGUGUUGAUUUUAAAAUAAAGUGCCUUUAUACAAUGCCUCCUGCUUUGUGUGUUUGGGAAGAGGAGAGAGCAAGGGGUAAUGUACUUUAAUAUAAUGUAAGGAUAUUUCCUUUCUGUGGGUUUACUAAGAUUUCUUCCUGAACGGAAAAGGGGUAUAAUAUUGAGACCAAAAGGAUAUUUCUCUAUUUUGUGAGUUGGUUUCUAAGGUUAGAAGCAUCUUUGUGUGACACGGGCUGGGGACAUCAUGACCCUGUAGAAUUGUGUCGGUUUUGGACUUUAGUUCUUUUCUCCUAUAUUAAUUUCACAUGUAUUGAGCUACCUACUAAGUAGUGAUCAUUAUAAAGGUGAAAACACUCUGCCCUCAAGUUGUUGCAGUCCAGUGGGAGAGGCAGCCGAGUAAAUCAGUGAUACAGUGCUGUAUGUUUUAUGCUGUAAUAGGUAUUUGAGGGGCUAUUUGGGUAUAGAGAAGAAACUUCCUGCUCACAUGGCAGGGGAUGUGGGGAACAGUCAAGGAAGGCUUCUGAAAAAGUCCUGGCCUGAUCUGAGUAGAGAAAGGUGGGUAGGAGUUAACCAGGAAAGCAAGGAUGAAAGCGUGUUGCGUUUAGAUAAAGGAUAGGCUUCAAGGUCAGGGAACGUUGCUGGGUGGUGAGAUGGAACCCUGAUGUGGAGGCUCAGCAGGAAGAAGCAGGAAGGACACUGGGCCCCUGGUGGUUUUAGUUCCAGAAACAAAUGUGGGCCCCAGGGCUCUGCAAUGGUAAGGCUGGAACUACUCAACAUAAGAGCUCCACCUUUAACUGUGCCCCCUAAGAGUACCUGAUGAUCCCCCUAUCUCCUUGUCAAUGUUGCUGUUCUUCUCCAGAAUCUAUUUCAACCCUUCUCUGAUUUCAAACCACCAGUCCCUUUACCUCUCAGAGAAAACAGCAACCACAAAAGCCUCUCCACUUCCUACUAUCUUAAUAUUGACAACUUCCAGAUCAGGGAGCUGAGAUAUCUCAAGCUCAGGUUUCUCUUCUGAGCUUCAGACACUUUUAUCCACUUGGAUUUCACUGGCACAAAACUUUCCAUGUUAGAAUCAAACCCCCCUCCUCCCAGACCUGCUUCUCCCACACACUUCCCUAUCUGAAUGAAAGACACCUCCACUCUCCACCCAGUUGCCAAAUCAGAAAUCUGUCUUUGUUUUCUUUGUCUCACAUUUUCCUAUGUCUAAUCAGUUAAGUUUUAUCAAUACUACCUGUUUAUUUCUUUAAUCUAUUCACAUAUCUUUAUCCUCAAUCUUCAGCAUCCCCUUCCCAUCCUCAGUCUGCUGGUUACUGUAUUUCCUAUUUUACUAAGAAUCUAAAAGAGAUCAGAAGAAAACUUCCACAUCCCCCAACACCCAACCACCAAAUCUGCUAACCCAGUUGCAUUGGUGCUUUUAUAGCCUUCCUUCCUCCCUCUUACUAAGAAUGAACCAACACUAUUCCUAUCAAAGCCCAACCCUCUAGCUUUACAUUGACUCCUAGUGUCUUUUUUCUGGAUUGUCAAUUUUUUUCCUGACCAAUUAUUCUAUUAGCAAUACAAAUAUGCUGUAAAAUCUCUUAAACUUUUUUCUCUGCAUCUUUGAACUGCUGUUCUCUUUUCCUUCUCCCCUUCAUAGCAGAACUCCUCAAAAGAGUUGCUACCUCUAAUUCUUCCCUUCCAGUUCUCUCAUGAACCAGCUACAAUUAAGUAUUCACCCCCACCACUCCAUGGAAACUGCUCUUGUCAAAAUCAUCAAUAGCCUUUGUGUGGUGAAUCCAAUAGCCAGUUUUCAUUCUUCUUACUAAGCUUCUCAUCAGUAUUCCUAGACUAUUUCCUUCACUGGCUUCGACAAAUGCUUUCUUGGUUUUCCUCCAAUUUCUCGACUUUGUUCCUGCUGAAUCUACCUUUUUCUAAUCCGUAAGUGUUGGGGUGUCCCAGGGCUUACUCCUUGGACCUUUUUUCCACCUUUUCCCCUACACUCACCCACUAGGUGAUCUCAAGAAUUUCCAGUUUGAGGCCGGGCGCGGUGGCUCACGCCUGUAAUCCCAGCACUUUGGGAGGCCAAGGCAGGCAGAUCACCUGAGGCCAGGAGUUCGAGACCAGCCUGGCCAACAUGGCAAAACCCUGUCUCCACUAAACCUGCCUCUACUAAAAAUACAAAAAUUAUUAUAUUUUUAUAAAAUUAUUAUAAUUUUAUAAAAUUAUUAUAUUUAUGGAGUACAAUGUGAUGUAAUCCCAGCUACUCGGAAGGCUGUAUGUGUCUAUUUAUGGAGUACAAUGUGCCUGUAAUCCCAGCUACUUGGGAGGCUGAGGCAGGAGAAUCACUUCAACCUAGGAGGCAGAGGUUGUGCUGAGCCAAGAUCGUGCCAUUGCACUCCAGCCUGGGCAACAAGAGAGAAAUAACAUCUCAAAAAAAAAAAAAGAAUUUCCAGUUUUAAAUAUUUACACAAUGUCUCCUAAAUUUAUACCUUCAACCUAGACCUUUCCCUGUGAAUCCCAGUCUCAUUUCCAACAGUCUAAUCAAUGUCUCUAUUUGGAUGUUUAAGAUAUACAAUAGGUAUCAAACUUCCCAUUGUCCACAAUAAACUCUCAAUUUCCGUGCCUUUUCAAACUUACUCCUUCCACAGGCUUUCCCAUCUAGGUAAAUGACACCACCAUUCACCCUGUUGCUUUGGCCAAGAACUUUAGAACUGCCCUUGACUCCCCUCUUUUUCUCAUAUCCUACCUCUACUACAUCAGUAACUCCUGUUGUAUCUCUCUUCAAACUAUAUCCAGAAUUGACCAUGUCCCAAUACUUCCAUUGCUACUGUCUUAGUCCCAGUGUCAUCUUUUACCUGGAUUAUUGUAAAGGCCUCGUAACUAGUCUUCCUGUUUCUGCCCUUCCCUUCUCUGCCCAUCUAUUCUCAACACAGUGUUGCUUUUAAAACAAAGUAAGAUCGUGCCACUCUUCUGCUCUAAAUUCCCCAUUGGUUUCUCAUCUCAAACUAAGGGCCAGUCAUAAUGCCCUCACGGUCCUAUGACAUCUCACUGCACCCCAGCCAUACUCGCCAUCUUACCAUUCUUCUUCUUUUUUGUAAUAAAAACUUUUUACUUUCUUUUUAGUUGACAGAUAAUAAUUGCGUAUAUUUAUGGAGUACAAUGUGAUGUUUUGAUAUAUGUAUGCAUGAGGGAAUGAUUAAAUCAAGCUAAUUAACAUAUUCAUCACUUCAUCUACUCAUCACUUUCUUGUGGUGAAAAUGUUUCAGAUAUACUCUUUAGUAGUUUUCAGGUGUACAGUCGCUGUGGUUUGAGUGCUUUUGUCUUCUCUAAAUUUGAUGUUGACACUUAGUGCCCAGUACAAUGUUACUGGGAGGUGGAGCCUAAUGGGGAUGUUUAAUGGAUUAAUGCCAUUAUAAAAAGGGCUUGCAGGAAUGGGUUCCUUCUCUUUUGCUUUUCUGCCAUAUGAUGACAAAGUGUUCCUCCUCUCUGGAGGAUGCAGCAACAGGCACCAUCUUUGAAGCAGAGAGACCAGGCCCUAACCUUCUGGUGCCUUGAUCUUGGACUUCUCAGCUUCCAGAACUGUGAGAUAAUAAAUUUCUGUUCAUUACAAAUUACCCCAUCUGUGGUAUUCUGUUAUAGCAACACAAAAUGGACUAAGACAACAGUAUACUGUUAUGAACUAUGGUCACCAUGCUGUGCACUAGAUCACAAAAACUUAUUUCUACUGUUUAACUGAAACUUUGUACAUUUUGACUAACAUCUCCCUUUUUCCCAUCAUCCCAUCCCAUUCUUACUAUCGUUGAAGAUGGAGUAUGCCAAGUAGUCCUGAGCCAUGUCCUCACCUCGGGGUGAGCACCUGUUGUUCCUGUGCCUGGAAUGCUCUCCUAGACAUUUGCGUGGCUAGCUCCCUCUUUUCAUUCAGAUCUCAGCUCAUUGUCAUCUCAGAGAGGCCCUCCUUGCCCUCCUUCUACCUCCUGCCUUAGGUAUACUCUGCCACCUUCUGUCAUGGGCUGAAUUGUGUCCCCCCUAAAUCCAUAUGUUGACAUCUUAACCCCUAGUACAGUAAGUCCUCACUUGAUGCUAUCAAUAGGCUCUUGGAAAUGUCGGCUUUCAGUGAAAGGACAUAUAGCAGGUCCUUGAAUAACAUUGUGUUUUGUUCAACAUCGUUGCCUUGUAACACUGAUGAGCAAAACAGUUGGUUCUCUAAUAUGUUGUUUUACUUAAAGCUACAGUUUCCAAGAACCUAUCAAUGAUGUUGAGGACUGAAUGUACCUCAGGUGUAAUGUAUUUGGAGAUAGGGCCUUUUAAGAGGUAAAGUAAAUGAGGUCAUAUGGGUAGGCUGUAAUCCAAUAUGACUGGAAUCCUUAUAAGAAGAGGAAAUGAGGACACAGACACAGAGGGAAGAUGACUAUCUGCAAGUCAAGGAGAGAGGCCUCAGAAGAAACCAAUGCUGCUGACACCACGAUCUUGGACUUCUAGCCUCUAGCACUGUGAGGAAAUAAAUUUCUGUUGUUUAAGCCACCUAGUCUGUGAUACUUUGCUACGGCAGGCCCUAGCAAAUGAAUACACUUGUCUUGUCUUUCCCCCGCCCUGUGAUAUUUAUCAGUGCCGGAUAUUACAUAUUUGUGUAUCUAUAUGCUUAUUUCCCUGACUAAAAUGGAAGCUCCAUGAAGGCAGAUUUCCUCUUGUUCACUGAUGUGUCCCCAGCACCUGGAAUAGUGCCUAGUGCAUGCCAGUGCUCAGACACUUGGACAUUUGAAUGACAUAUCCCCUCUGUCACUUCUCUCCGGGGCCCAAGGCCACCCUCCUAGGUUACCACAGUGGCUUCCUAAUGGGCCAUACCCUCACUUGCUUUCCAUCACCCCCUGAGACCUGGCCCCUGCAUACCUCUCCAGCUUCACCCCUCACAUAUCUCCCUAGCCAGACCUAUAGUAUGUUUAAAAAAAAAGGAAAUCGCACUCCUCUGGCCUCUUUACCUUGGCACACAUUUUUCCAUCACCUGACCCCUGACCCACACUCCCUUUUCCUGUGUAAUCCAAUUAUCUCUAGGCCUCCCGUGUUUCUGUUUGUCCUUCAAUAGAAGGUUGUUUGUCUUGUCUUUUAUUGUAUUUCUAGAACCAAGUGCAGAGACUGUACAAAGUGGACCUCAGCAAAGAUUUACCGAAUGAAUAAAUGAGUUCAGAACGCUGACUUAA